Entrophospora sp. SA101 is the source of this 822-nucleotide messenger RNA. The record is from the annotation of a GenBank genome assembly. NCBI's taxonomy places the organism in Eukaryota, Fungi, Glomeromycota, Glomeromycetes, Entrophosporales, Entrophosporaceae.
AUGGCAUCAGCAGUAAGUUUACUGGAUAGUGGUUCAACAGAAAUAAUUAAUCCAGAUAUUUAUUUUCAAAUCCAUUUUCCUCCAAAAAAUUUAAAAGAGAAUGAAAAUAAAAUCCAAGAAUUUGUUGAUAAACAUCAAAAAAAUGGCAGAAGAGUUGCAUUAGUUACAAGUGGAGGAACAACAGUACCACUUGAAAAUAAUACAGUGAGAUUUUUAGAUAAUUUUAGUGCUGGAAGUCGUGCAGAUUAUGCUGUCAUUUUCAUGCACAGACAAUCUAGUUUACAGCCUUAUAGUAGACAUUAUACUCGUACAAGUAAUAAUUUUUUGGAUUUGUUUAAAUUAAAAGAUGAUGGAAGUGUUUCAGUUAAUGAUCAAGAUCAGCAAAAAAUGAAAAUAAUCUUGGAAAAAUAUCAAAAAUUUAAGCAGGAGGAAACACUUUUAUUCAUAGAUUUUGUAACUGUGACAGAUUAUUUGUUUCUUUUAAGAAGUGCUACUCAAAUUAUGGAUAAAUUAAAGGAGAAUGCUAUGUAUUAUCUUGCUGCUGCUGUUAGCGAUUUCUUUAUUCCAAUUCAAAAAGUGUCUCAACAUAAAAUACAAUCAGGAGAAGGUGCUUUAACAUUAAAGAUGGAUCAAGUUCCAAAAUUUUUAAAACCAAUGGUAACAAAUUGGGCACCUGAAGGCUUUAUAGUUUCUUUUAAGUUAGAGACUGAUCCAUCACUUUUAGUUGAAAAGGCAAGAAAAGCCUUAACAAGAUAUGGACAUCAAAUUGUUAUUGCCAAUCUUUUAAUGACACAUCAUUCCAGAACUAGUAAAACAACAUGA